CCUGCAGGAUGAUCACCGACGUGCAGCUCGCCAUCUUCACCAACAUGCUGGGCGUGUCGCUCUUCCUGCUCGUGGUUCUCUGCCACUACGUGGCUGUCAACAACCCCAAGAAGCAGGAGUGAGGGGCCACCCCGCAGCGCCCGAGCCCUGAGCAGGGCCUGCCAUGGCCAGAAGCAGAGCUGACAGCCGCCCCUGGCCCCGCAGCCUGGCUCCACAUCGCACCGCGCCGUAGCUUUGUGCAGACACAAAUAAAGGGCUGGAACCUCCCGUG
Mauremys reevesii (Reeves's turtle) is the source of this 271-nucleotide messenger RNA. Its product is annotated as dolichyl-diphosphooligosaccharide--protein glycosyltransferase subunit 4-like. The coding region runs from base 9 to 122 and encodes 37 amino acids. The transcript has 2 exons. Gene Ontology annotation, cellular component: oligosaccharyltransferase complex. The record is from RefSeq and is a predicted model, not a curated record. Lineage: Eukaryota; Metazoa; Chordata; Testudines; Geoemydidae.